Benincasa hispida (wax gourd) is the source of this 629-nucleotide messenger RNA. Its product is annotated as flowering-promoting factor-like protein. The record is from RefSeq and is a predicted model, not a curated record. Lineage: Eukaryota; Viridiplantae; Streptophyta; Magnoliopsida; Cucurbitales; Cucurbitaceae. Gene Ontology annotation, biological process: regulation of flower development.
ACUACUCAACGCAAUAACAAUCAUGUCUGGGGUUUGGGUUUUCAAGAAUGGUGUUAUUCGCCUCAUCGAAAAUCCGCAAGCCGAUUCCGACGGAAGGCUAGGGAACUCGAGGCGAUCGAAGGUAUUGAUACACUUACCAACCGGUCAGGCUGUCACAUCCUACCCUUCGUUAGAAAAUAUCCUCACAUCGUUAGGAUGGGAAAGGUAUUACGGAGGUGAUCCAGAACUCUUCCAGUUUCAUAAAAGCUCUUCCAUUGACCUAAUUUCUCUCCCUAGGGACUUUGCCAAGUUCAACUCGGUUCAUAUGUAUGACAUAGUCAUUAAAAAUCCUAAUCUCUUCCACGUCCGAGAUAUGUGAGUUUCAUAGCUUCAUGUCUUAUAUUAUCUGCCUCAUUAAUUCAAAGUCUUUAUGUCGACCAUUUUUAUCAUCUAUAUUCCUUCCUACCGUCCUUGGAUCUUGUAAGAAAAUGGUUGGUUCCACUAGCUAGUUAGGGUUUCCUCCAUCGUUUAUCUUAAAUAUUUGUGUAGUUUUGUGUGAUGUGUGCUAUAUUAUAUAAUAACAUUUCAUAGGAUUAAUGCGUUUGUAUCAUAUAUAUCAAUAAAAGAAUGGUAUGUUUCUUCGCUUUAAA